AGUCAAGUAAACAUCAUCCUCAGAGCCCAGAGCGAAUAAGAGACUGGGGAGGGGAGGUGGAGAGAGGGAGGGAGGGAGGUUAGAGUGUUUGUGUGACACGGAGAGUGAGAGGGAAACAGAAGGAGAGGAGAGGACAGAGAGAGUCUGUGUGUUCAUCUCACCUCCUAAUCAGUUUUCCUGUGGGAUCUAUCAUCAACUGCGGCAGAGGAGGAAAGUGGAGAAGCGGAAGAAGAAGAAGAAGAAGACAGUACAAUUCAUCUGACCCUCACACAAAUGACAGAAAUGGAAGCCCCUCUCUCGACCCCCUGCAACAUCCAGAUUUGCGAGGUGACCUGCGACUCCUUCCGCAUCGUGUGGGAUAUGACCCCAGAGGACACCGCCAGAGCCACGCACUUCUUCAUCGACCUGAGCCGCAAAGAGAGCAAGGACCCCAACCGCUUUAAACACAGGGAUGUGCCAACCAAGCUGGUGGCCAAGGCGGUGCCUCUUCCCAUGGCGGUGAGGGGACACUGGUUCCUCAGCCCGCGGACCGAGUACUGUGUUGCUGUCCAAACUGCUGUGCGACAGCCGGACGGUGACUACCUGGUGUCAGAGUGGAGCCAGGUGGUGGAGUUCUGCACUGGAGACUACGCCAUGGAGCACCUACAGCAGCUUCUUGACAAGGCCAGAGGCGCCGCGGGGAGGCUGCUGAAAUUCUCCGUGUUUUAUCGCAACCAGCACCCAGACUACUUUGACUAUGUCAGAAAGGAAUGUGGAGGCCUGAUGCGUCCAGCCCUUAAAGACUGCAGUGGGAGUCAUGGUUCUCCGAUCAACGGCAAACUGCAAGGAGUCUUCUUCAGCUGCAACACAGAGUUUGAUACAGGCCUCCCUCCUAAAGACUCCCCGUACGGCCCCCUGCGUUUCCAGAUCCCAGCCGGACACCUCCUGAACCCCAACAUCAACCUGUACUUUGCAGACUUCUACUGUAUGUACACAGCGUACCACUACGUGGUGCUGGUGCUGGCCCCCGUCGGCUCGGAGGGAGAUACCUUCUGUCGCACUCGACUCCCUAUGCUGGACUUGGCCUCCAACCCCUUUCUGACAUACUCUGACCCCCAGGGGCCGGGGGACGAGCCUCUGUACUGCCACGCAAGCGACGUCAUCCUCGAGGUGCUUUUCACAGAGCCAGUUCACCUGGAUCAAGGCAGCGUGGAGCAGAUCAGCGGGCACCACCAGCUUAAGAGUCUGACCACGGCCAACGCCAAGAAAGACCCGAGCUGCAAAGUGUGCAACAUCAGUGUGGGACGCUGAGGGGGGAUGCGGAUGUAGGGCAGAGCUGAGAGCGUGUGAGCCUACAACCCUGAGACACAAUGAGCCCAUCACGUGUAGGUCAGGACACAGCAGAAACAGCCCACCUCUCGGAGUGUGUGCAUGCUGCUGCCCCUCUUCCCUCCUGCCUGGACUAGAAUAGUGAGUAUUAAAUAGAAGACUUUCACAGUUUCAUCAUGAUCACAGCCGGAGAUACAGUAAACAUCCAUCCAUGUCUGCUGAACAAAACAUAAUUGAAGACGUGAUAGGCUUUUUAGAAGACUGGAACAACCCUGACCCAUAUUUGUUGAGAGUCGUCUGAGCUCUCGGGUGUCUUUGUGCCAUUUUCUGAAAACAUCUUAUUUUCUUUAACAUGUGGUUUGAUUUCUUUUUCUUUGUUAUUUUGUUAUUACCAAAAAGUUGUUAUUUAUAGUUUGGUGUGAUUUCUUUUUAAAUAAAUUUGUGUGUCGCCUUUUAAAAGACAUUCUAGAGGUCA
This is a messenger RNA of Larimichthys crocea (large yellow croaker), 1783 nucleotides long. RefSeq names its product phytanoyl-CoA 2-hydroxylase interacting protein (gene phyhip). Gene Ontology annotation, molecular function: protein binding. Bases 274 to 1290 code for a protein of 338 amino acids. Gene Ontology annotation, cellular component: cytoplasm. The transcript has 5 exons. The record is from RefSeq and is a predicted model, not a curated record. Lineage: Eukaryota; Metazoa; Chordata; Actinopteri; Sciaenidae.